This is a messenger RNA of Dunckerocampus dactyliophorus (ringed pipefish), 2071 nucleotides long. RefSeq names its product STRA6-like (gene stra6l). Gene Ontology annotation, biological process: vitamin A import into cell. Lineage: Eukaryota; Metazoa; Chordata; Actinopteri; Syngnathiformes; Syngnathidae. Bases 122 to 2065 code for a protein of 647 amino acids. The record is from RefSeq and is a predicted model, not a curated record. The transcript has 18 exons. Gene Ontology annotation, cellular component: plasma membrane. Gene Ontology annotation, molecular function: retinol transmembrane transporter activity; signaling receptor activity.
GAAAGGUCAAAUGUGCGAGUCACAUGGUUUAAACCAGGAAAUACAGAAGUGAAAUCUUUCCAAGUCCGUUGUACGUGCAGCCGAAACAAGUUUUUGACCACAAAUAGAUGAUUUAACGGUCAUGACGGGCCAAGCAGAACAUGUGGAAGUUGAGGACUGUCAAAAUGGAAUAUCGAUCGACCUCUUUUUGCAUCUUACACUUAUCCCAGCUGUGCUGAUUACCAUUGUGCUGUCAUUCUUUCAGAGGAGAGCAAAAGCUUUAGCCAUCGACCACAAACUUCCUUUCUUGCAAGGGCGUUUUGGCAUUGUGGUGCCUCUGGACACCAUAAGCAGCUUGAGCAAUCGUUGGUCUUAUGGGUUCGCCUUUGGCGCCGUGUCCUACAGCGUCCUGCUGCUCUUCUCGGAACGUUACAUUCCUUUUACUGUCCCGCCCUGGGCCAGAGCUGUAGUUUACCUGGUUGGAGCGUUGGAGGUGGGCCUGGUCAACUUCCCGUUCUUUGCCUGUCUGUCAACACCCUUCAGAACAACUGGAGCCAUGCUGGGAAUUAUCUACACGUUGUGUUGGCUUAUCAUUACCGUGUGGGACACAUUCACAUGUCCUGGUGGAAAGAUUUUGGGAAAAUAUCAGAAGAUAAUUGUCCAGUGGCCUUGUAUCCUUUCACUCGUUUUUCUUUUGGGAAGAUUUGUCUCCAUGGGGGUCAAAGAUGUUCGGAUACAUCUACAGCUGGAACAAGAGGACCCAGAUGAGCUCACUGAGCAACACCAGGUGCAGCAUGUUAAGAGACUACUGAGGAAAACAAGUGCACACAGCAAACCACUGAGCUUGUUCCAGAGCAAAGUGUACAAGUGGGAUCCCUUCUUUAAGUUCCCUAACAGAAUCAUUGGCACUGCCAUCAUAUCGCUUGUUGGCCUGUACACGAUGACACUGGCUGACUACAGUCUGAGUAGCAUGGCGUUUGGCCAAGUGGACAGGUGGAAGAACACUCUGAAACACAUGGUGACCUCCUGUAAUCAGACAGAAGCGUUGGGAGCCAUGAUACCACAACUGGAAGAGUUCAUCAACGUGGCCAGGAAGACUUGGUUAGCAACCACCAUCUUCGCUAGUCUCAAUUCAGUCGCCUACACGUUCCAUGUACUGGUAUGUUACAGGAAACACUUAAAGAGACUUUGGAGAGGAGAGAAAGGCUUUCUCCCUGAGAAGUUUCACAACCCCCGCUCUGCUGCCAGUGUGGCCUCCAUUGCACGGUACUCUGGAUGGCAAAUUGCUUUUACACUCUGGGGUUAUCUGAUGGUCCACUUUGUUCACUUCCUGGUUGCAUUGCUGUUGGUGUAUGUGAUUGUUAUUCCCAUCCAACACGGGAAAGCUCUGACCAUGCUGUCCAACUUGGGCAUCCUAAUUCUGACCAUCAGUCUGGUGAUUGCCAUGGUGAUUCUUCAGAUAGUCCUCGUCCAGAUUUUUUUCCUUCAGGACAAAUUGUCUCCGACUGAUAAACACAAACCGCUGGCUCUCAACAAUAGGAAAGCAUUCCACUGCUUCAACUACUUCUUCUUUUUCUACAACGUGAUCAUGGGCAUCAGCAACUGCAUCAUGAGGCUGCUGAUCAGCAUUGUGCUGGGAACAUGGCUAGUGUCGCGCAUUGACCGAACAAUUAUGCAGAGAGGAUACGAAACAAUGGAUGCAGGAUAUAGUACUUGGAUUGGGAUGAUCUUUGCUGACCACUACCAUAACAAUCCAGUUAUGGUGUGUUUCUGCCAAGUGCUCGUCUCCACCGCUGUGGAGAAGCACACAGUGUCUGCAUACAGUGCAUUUAACAACACGCCAUCUGAAUGUCUUGUGAACAGUCGGGCCAGGAGACAUUGGGCCUUGCUUUACACCCUUCUGAGGAACCCCCAUCUCAUCCUGCACAGAAAGCAUCACCUCUCUUCAUUGGUGACUUCACACGUGUCUUCAUCUCCCCAGUCGGACACGGUAGCGAGGGCUUGGGUCAUGGCAUCCCAAUCACAGAGCCAACAGGCACUGUCAGUGCACUUAUCAGCGAACACAGUGACACAAACUCCAGACUAAAAUGAC